Molecule: messenger RNA, 4501 nt
Organism: Geodia barretti
Lineage: Eukaryota; Metazoa; Porifera; Demospongiae; Tetractinellida; Geodiidae
Source: the annotation of a GenBank genome assembly
GUUAUGCGAUUUUGUGGCCGAGUUAGUCCUCCGUCUAGUCGGUCGUUUAGUACUCACUGUGCUACGAUAUUCCAGUCUAGAGAGGUAAACGCGGCUGUCGACCAUGGCGGAAGUGACGAGGGAGACGAUCCUGGACUACAUGCGGUCCAGGGGCGGCGUCGUAAAGAACGUGGACCUGGUCCGCCACUUCAGGAAGUACCUACAGCUCAGCGACCAACGCGCCAAAGACCAAGCAAGAGAGAAGUUCAAAGCUAGGGUCAACGAGGUAGCCUACAUCAAGGCUGAUAGCAAGGGUGAAAAGUACUUGUAUCUGAAAGCAGAGUACGCCACUACUACAGGCCAGUCAGCUUCUAGUGACAGGGGCUCCGCCCAUAUCACAGUCUCCACCAAACUAGACUCCGCCCACUCUCUGCUCUCCAAACGGGACUCUGCCUACUCAAUCUUGUCUGAUUCGUCGGGCUACAAUCAGGGAACUCCCAGCCCAAGACACACUACUUCAACAACCAACAGACAGACUCCACCGCGAGCAUCGCCUGCUCACACCUCCAGCUCUACUGCAGGACCAUCCCGCUAUCAAUCGGGACAGUCCAGUUACCAAUCAGGACAGGCGCGUAACUCUAGGGACCCGCCCGACUCCGCCCCUCUCUCUCUUCUCGGAGACUCUCUCCUCUCUGACUCCGCCUUCUCCUCGUUUCUCGGUGGGGGCUCUGUGGGCGGAAGCUCUUCAGCCACACACAAAACCACACCCACAACAGGUGGAGGCUCUUCAGCCACACCCAGAACGUCAACAGUACUGGGCGGAGGCUCUUCAGCCACACCCACUACUAACUCGAGCCCUAACAAAAGCCCUUCGGCCAAAGCCACACACACCACUCUAUCAGGAGGAGGCUCGCCAGCCACGCCCACUACUGGGAUUGGAGCCACACCCACCAGCGGUGCAGGCGACUCGUCGUUUGCCAGUGACAUAUUCGGAGCUAUAGGAGGAGGGUUCUGGAGCGAUUCAACUGUCACUAGUAGUGACACAAAGACUGCCAGUAAACCCUCUGCUCCUCCCACCACCUCCUCGUCCAGUGGUACUAGACGUCACUCCUCCUCUAACAGAGGUACAGUUCAGCACCAGGGCCUCUAUAAUACAGUGUAUGCAGCUCUAUACUACGCACACCUGUUUAAUAUAAGAGCUGCCCCGCAGCCUCCUCAGCGGAACUUGAACUACAUUAAAACCCACCCCUCCUCCUCCUCAUCGUCUGCUGCCCCUGGCUCGGGAGGCUCUGUCUUCAGUCCUCCUCCUAGAACCUCAACCACAGAGGGAAGCAGUCUGCUGUCUGAUCUGACCAGUGAACUUGCCUCUUUCGGGGAGCUCGGCAGUCUUCUCGAUUCGUUUGGUGAUUUCACUAAAAAGCCCGCCACAACGUCGACCCAGCCUCCCAGGUCCACGGCGCAGCCAAUGACAGACCGUACCGGUCCCCUGACUGGUUCGUCUGGUUCCUCAACGGACCGGUCCAGUGUGACACUGGUGGGAGAGACGAAAGCCACCGCGCCUCCCGCCUCAUCUCCUCCCUCCUCCACCUCACACAGCAGGGGGAGUCCUGCCAAAUCCCAAACAGCCGCAGGUGGUAUCACGGGGGUGAAGUUGACUCCGCCCCCUGCCCCCGGGAGUCCAAUGAGGGUCACUCGGAACCAGAGGACAGGGGGGUUGACCUCUGACCCCCCUCCCUCCCCCCUCUCUCGUCAUUAUGGCUCCCUGGAUGGGCAGGAGGGGUCUCCUCGUAUCAACAUUCACAGAGUCCACUCCCCCAAAUCAGACUCUCCGUCCAAUAAUGGGGGCGUGUCCCCACCUCAUCAAGUGGGCGGAGUCGGAGAUGCGAGGGGACGUCCAACCAAUUCUGGACUCCCUCCUCUCCCGCCCUCCGCUCUUGGACCGAACUCUGACCCCCGAAGAGUGUCUGCAGCCACCACCAACGGAGGGGUGGGUGUGGUUCUGAGACCACAGCCGCGGGACAGGACUCAGAGCUGGGUGAGGAAGUCGAGGAACCUAGACAAGACCGCUAACCUGGACUCUCUGACAAGAGCCUCAAUAAUGAUGACCCCGCCCUCCGUCCGUCGCAGCGGCUUCCACCAGGCUCAGGGCCCUUGUGGGAACGGCAUGUACGCCCACCCCGCCCCCAGCUCCAGCGGAGAAGAUUUGAGUCAGUACCAAGAGGGAGGGGACCAGGACGGCUCUCUCUCUGCCCCCAGUGAGGAGUACGAGGAACUCGAUCCUCUGGAGAAGGAGUGGAUGUUGGCCUGUGCCUCUGGAGAUCUGGAUACUCUCCUCAAUAUAAUCAUAAGAGACGACACUCUCAUCAAUCGCAAGGAUUUCCUACACGGAACGGCUCUUCACUGGGCAGCCAAGCUGGGCAGAUGUGACAUAAUGUCGGCUCUCAUCAUAAACGGAGCUUUCCCCGACAUCAAAUCUGGAGGGUUCACUGCCCUACAUCUGGCGUGUCAGGGAGGCUAUGACAAUGCCAUUGCCAUGUUGGUUAGGGACCAAGGGGCUAAUGUUAAUAUCAGAGACAAUAGUGGUCUUAAGCCAGUGGACAUGCUGAACUAUUCUUGCCCGGAGUCAAUCAGAGCCCUGCUGACAGACAGACAGACUGGCAUUAGAACAGUGCACCAUUCCUCAGAGUACCUCCCCUCAUUCAGCCAACCUCGUAAUAGACUCGGGAGUCUGACCAACAUGUGGACCUCCAUGCCAAACUCCCUGGAGGCCUCUGACGAUAAGGUAAAAGGCAAGAUGUCCAAAGGAAAAAGCGACGUAAAAGAUUGGAACUUUGACUUCACGGAAAUCCACCAGAAGAAGUCACGUGGUGUAAAGUCGGCGGAGGAGAGCAAUCCCCCAGGCUACUAUGCCACGGCUCCAAAACCAGAUGACUCGGCAGAUACAGGGCAGAACCUUGUGGCAAAGUUGGGGUGGUCGAUAGCUCUGGGGCCCUGGAAACAGCUGCCACUCAAUGCCUUUGUGAUGUGGAUGGCGGGCAACACCAUCUCCCUGUUCCCUAUCAUGAUGGUGGCGAUGAUGCUCAUCAGGCCGUUCCAGUCCAUCUUCAGCUACAAAGACGUGUUCCAGAAGCUAAGAGGCGACCAAGCUCUGUUCCAGAAAGCUGUCUACCUGCUGGGAAACGUGAUGGCGGUGGGUCUGGGUCUGUACAAGGUCAACAGCAUGGGCCUUCUCCCCACUGCCCAGUCUGACUGGCUGGAGUUCAUGGAGGACAGACAGACGAUAGCCAUGCCGAGACUGGAUUCCGACGUGAAGCUAGACUUCAAGGAUGUGUUGGUCCGCCCGAAACGGAGCACGCUCAAGAGCCGAGCAGAGGUGGACCUCCACAGAGAGUUCAUAUUCAGGAACUCCAAGAAGACGUUCAAUGGUGUUCCUGUCAUUGCCUCCAACAUGGACACUGUUGGUACAUUUGAAAUGGCCGCCGCUCUCUCAGAGUACCACAUGUUUACUACAGUACACAAACACUACUCUGGCGAGGAGUGGAAAGAGUUUGCUGCUCGCAAUCCAGCUGCUGUGAAACAUGUUGCAGUCAGCUCAGGCUCAGGCUCAGAAGACAUGAAAAAACUGAAACUCAUUGCCGAGGCCGUCCCUGAAAUCAGCUACAUCUGCCUUGACGUUGCCAACGGUUACUCAGAGCACUUUGUGGACUGUGUGCGGAAGGCGAGGAGAGACUUUCCAGAAUACACCAUCGUGGCGGGGAACGUGGUGACUGGAGAAAUGGUGGAGGAACUCUUACUGUCAGGAGCUGACAUCAUCAAAGUCGGGAUUGGACCUGGUCUUGUCUCGAUGAGAGAGUUUCUCUAUCAUCAUCUUUCCCUCUCCCUCGUCUCUCUCUCUCCCUCUCUCCCUCGUCUCUCUCUCUCCCGCCACUCAGGGUCAGUCUGUACCACGCGGAAGAAGACGGGAGUGGGUUACCCUCAACUCAGUGCCGUCAUGGAAUGUGCUGAUGCAGCACACGGUCUUCGAGGCCACAUCAUUUCCGAUGGAGGUUGUACAUGUCCUGGAGAUGUUGCCAAGGCAUUUGGUGCAGGAGCAGACUUUGUGAUGCUGGGAGGGAUGUUGGCUGGUCAUGAUCAGAGUGGCGGGGAGAUCAUCGAGAAGGAAGGGAAGAAAUACAAACUGUUCUAUGGCAUGAGCUCGACGACGGCCAUGAACAAAUACACCGGCGGAGUCAAGGAGUACCGGGCGUCGGAGGGUAAGACAGUCCAGGUGGAGUACAGAGGAGACGUGAAGGCCACAGCACAGGACAUCCUGGGAGGAGUGAGGUCAACCUGUACCUACGUCGGGGCCCAGAAACUGAAGGAACUGAGUCGAAGAACCACUUUCAUCAGAGUCACUCAGCAGCUCAACAACGUGUUCCAGUGACCACAGGAGGCCCUCUGAGCGCUGUCAGCAUUAUCAUUAGACCACUGCAUACUCUAUGACUAUAUGGGUGUUAUAUUAUUGAAAUCCAGAAUGAAACUU